Molecule: messenger RNA, 1767 nt
Organism: Nymphaea colorata (pocket water lily)
Lineage: Eukaryota; Viridiplantae; Streptophyta; Magnoliopsida; Nymphaeales; Nymphaeaceae
Product: alanine aminotransferase 2-like
Exons: 15
Coding region: 144-1595 (483 amino acids)
Biological process (GO): biosynthetic process
Molecular function (GO): L-alanine:2-oxoglutarate transaminase activity; pyridoxal phosphate binding
Source: RefSeq, a predicted model, not a curated record
UCGUGGGCUCCCUCUCUCUCUCUCUCCCUUUUGCAGGAUCAGGUGUUUGAGAUUGAUAUAAAUAGCGCGUAAGGGGCUGUUUGUUCGCUACAUUGCAAUCUUUUCUUCCUUAUCACCUCUACUCCCUUCGAUCUGCUGCAGCGAUGGGGGCUGGGCAAGUUUCAGUCGAUUCAAUCAAUCCCAAGGUUCUAAAAUGUCAGUAUGCUGUACGUGGAGAGAUCGUAGCCCAUGCUCAGCGUUUACAACAAGAGCUAAAAGCAAAUCCUGGUUCUUUACCGUUUGAUGAGAUACUUUACUGCAAUAUUGGAAAUCCUCAGUCCCUUGGGCAGCAGCCAAUAACCUUCUUCAGGGAGGUUCUUGCUUUAUGUGACUAUCCUUCUCUUCUGGACAAGGACAAAACUCGCCACUUAUUCAGUUCUGAUUCCAUUUCUAGAGCUCAGCAAAUUUUGGAUCAAAUUCCAGGAAGGGCGACUGGUGCAUACAGUCAUAGUCAGGGAAUUAAGGGAUUGCGGGAUACCGUAGCUGCAGGAAUAACUGCUCGUGAUGGUUUUCCAUGCAAUUCAGAUGACAUCUACCUGACAAAUGGAGCCAGCCCUGCUGUUCACAUGAUGAUGGAGUUGCUCUUAAGUUCAGAGAAAGAUGGCAUCUUGUGCCCUAUUCCACAGUAUCCCCUAUACUCUGCAUCUAUAACUCUUCACGGUGGCACUCUUGUUCCAUACUACUUAAAUGAAGCAUCAUGCUGGGAACUCGAGAUGUCUGAACUUAAGAGGCAAACAGAAGAGGCUAGAUCAAAAGGGAUAAAAGUCAAGGCCUUGGUUGUUAUAAAUCCAGGAAACCCAACUGGUCAGGUUCUGUCAGAGGAAAAUCAAAAGGAUAUUGUUGAAUUUUGUAUUGAAGAAGGUCUAGUCCUUAUAGCUGAUGAGGUCUACCAGGAAGAUGUCUAUGUUGACAACAAGAAGUUCAAUUCUUUCAAGAAAAUUUCAAGGUCAAUGGGGUAUGGGGAAGAGGAUAUUGCUUUAGUUUCACUGCAAUCAAUUUCAAAAGGUUACUAUGGAGAAUGUGGAAAAAGAGGAGGGUACAUGGAGGUUACUGGUUUUAGCUCCAGCGUGAAAGAGCAAAUCUACAAAAUUGCGUCUGUCAAUCUGUGUUCAAAUAUUUCUGGUCAAAUUCUUAGCAGUUUGGUUAUGAGUCCUCCAAAGGUUGGUGAUGCAUCGUUUGAUUCUUACCGUGCUGAAAGAGAUGGGAUACUUUCUUCUCUUGCUAGACGUGCUAAGAUGCUUGAAGAGGCAUUUAACAGUUUAGAAGGCUUCAGCUGCAACAAGGUGGAAGGAGCAAUGUACCUCUUCCCUCGUAUUAACCUGCCACGAAGAGCAAUACAAGCUGCUCAAGCAGAAAAUUCCGUGCCUGACGUGUUCUAUGCUCGUCGCCUUUUGGAAGCCGCCGGUAUUGUUGUUGUUCCUGGAUCUGGCUUUGGUCAGGUACCUGGAACUUGGCACAUUAGGUGCACCAUACUCCCUCAAGAGAACAAAAUUCCAAUGGUCAUCUCGAAGCUGACAGAGUUCCACAAAGCAUUCAUGACAGAGUUUCGUGAGUAGAGCUGAAGUGGCCUUUGAUCUGGUGUCAUAAGGGACUAUUUUGUGUGCAAUAAGCUAUCCCGUGCUCUUAGAGCCAAUUUUUGCUGAAUGCUGUCUAGUGCCAUGGUAUUUUGAAACUGUGUAGAAUGUCCCUUUUGUCAGUUUUUAGUUUAUGUUGGCGUUUGUAAUUUAA